CUAGUCAACUGACUAGCGCAACUGCAACAACAACAACAACAACAAUCACCACAAGGGGAUUUUUUUGUCUUAUUACCUCAUCUACAACCCUACUGACAAAAACAUUACACAGUUUCAGCUGUGUGGCACCUGUAACCAAACUGGUCUCUAGCAGGUAAAGCUCCUGGUGACAGCAUGACUGAGAAGUGGGUCUAACAUCUGACUAACUCCAGACACCACAUACAGAAAGAGAGCAGGUGCAUCUUGCGUGAAACCAAUCAGAAAGUUCCUACCCGGUGAAAAUGGAGUCUGCUUUCUCACAGAUGAGGUGGGAACCUGAUGAAGAGGCUGAAGAGACCUCCUUGAGAGGUCUGGGAUUGCGUCGCAAACGGGAGUUCAUCCCCGAGGAAAAGAAAGAUGCGACUUACUGGGAGAAACGGCGCAAGAACAACGAAGCGGCGAAGCGCUCGCGAGAGAAGCGAAGGGUCAAUGACUACGUAUUGGAGACUCGUUUGGUUUCAUUAAGCGAGGAAAAUGCCCGUCUACGAGCUGAGCUGUUGACUCUAAAGCUUCGGUAUGGUUUGCUCAACUCUGGAGCCCCCUUCUCUUCAUCUCAAAGGGCUCUAUCUCAGCUUCACUCUUUGGCCCCACAACCCCUGGUUUCUUGCCCAGACAAAGAUCUCUACUGGGGUAGAAGGCAAGAGAGAGAGGCUUCCAAUCUUUUGGGGAACCAACAAGCACCCGUCUGUCUGGGUACCCACCCUGGGUCGGCAUUCCUUCCCACGCAGCCUAUGGCCAUGAGAAGAAAUCAACCGUACUUCCUAGACUUCCCCACCCUCCAUUCUCAUACAGCCGCACCUUUACUCUUUUCACCACACCUCACCCCAGCAACAGCACCUUGGGCAGGACGGCCCCUGCUCCAGCCAGGGAGUCAGAGGAUCUUGUCGGACGACGAGGGGGAGCAGCAAGUGCCGGCGGAUUCCAGCACUGCCCUGCCCCAUAAACUAAGACUGAAGUCGCAAAACUCACAGCGCAAAGACAAUGGAACUAAAUCUACAUCUCCUAUUCCUGCAUACAUUUCAGAUUGAAAUCAAACUGUCUAAAAUGACUCAGCAGAUAUGAGUCAUCCUUAAUUACCACAUUUGUGGUAUUUAAACUUGGCUAUUUUCCAGGAAGUUUGUUGUAAACCAUUUGAUAUAAGAAAUAUUUCUUUGAUCAAAAGGUCAGACAUACAGAUAAAGUUUCCGAAAUUCAUUUUGAAGAGUCAGUAUUUCCAGUACUGAGGUGGAAAGAGGCCAACUUGAACUGGGAUAAUGACUCACGUUUUUUAGUACUUGAAAUGUUCCACCUCUUUUUUACCUUUAGCAUAGACAGGAAAGUAGAGAUGAAAGAAGGAGAAUAGGAUCAGGACUUGACCCAGGUCAGACUCAAACCGGAGUCAUUUUGAGCCUACAGCUUUGAUGUCACGUUGGCAUUUUCGCAUUUGACAGAUGCUUUAAGCGAGUUACGUUGCAUUCAAAAUAUGAAUUUUAUCAUUUUAUGCAUUCCAUAUUACAACAGAAAUGUUGUAAUGUUCAUGUUGGGGUGGGGGUGGGGUUGGAUCUCAAAGAGGUUGGAUCUGAUGCUGAUAGCAUCCAUUUGCAAUUUCUUUGGGAACAUCGAUAUAUGUUUCUGAGUGGCCUAAAGUAUUUGGUUAACCACCAAUCAGAUGCAUGUAAAUUUUAGGGAAACCCACCACACCUCAAACAGUCUGAAAGGGGGAGCUAAGAGGAUCUUUCUGGAAUCCUUUAAUUGUUCUGGUGAAGGCUGCAUGUUUGUUUUGUUUUUUAUUUCACUUUUCAUUUUGUUGUGCCGCUGGCUGUGUCAUGUGACAUCUCAGUCAUGAGACUUUUUUUGAUAUGGCUCCUGUUUUUGGAAAGGUGUUCAUGCACAAACUAUGGUCAUCUGUGACAUCCAAAACAGUUGCUUGCUUGCUACACAAAGUUGUCAUCACACAGUAUGUGGCCUGUAAUUUUUGUCAUCAUACCUUUUAACAUGUUUUGAGUUCUUGUUUUAGUUUAAACUGCAUAUGAACCAGUGCUACACAUGAACAUACAGUGCCUUUGCACAAUAUACCUGCUGUAAACUAGCCUUAAUUCAAUUUCAUGUAAUUUUUCAAUACACAAUACAUUAUGUAUAAUUUUGAAAGACUUGGAAUUAUAAAGCGCUGAUCUUUGAUGAUGCCGUAACUCUUUUGUUUGAUUUAUAACGUAUAAUUUUAGACUAAUGCAUGAUCAUUGUUAUCUUUUAGAGACAAAUUCCUCAAACAUAGACUGACUGACCAACAAAACCAACUUCCAAAUCUCAGGCAUUUUGUUUCUGUUGAUGUUAAAACAUGCACAGGGGCUGCUAAGAGCCUUUUUGAUAGCCUUGCAACACAUUUGAACUUGCUUAUAAAAUCUUAUCAGUCUUCUUUUUUCUUUUCAGCCGCUUUAUUCAAAUGACAUGCUAAGUUCCUGGUAAGCGCUUGAAGACCGAUCUUCAUUUUAUAAAAUAAUUUACAAACUUUGUUUUGUCUAUAAUGUAUUCUUUUUAUUUUUUGGUACAUUCUUGAAUGACAAAAUGGCUAAUGCAGUUAGCAUCGGCAUGCUAACUGCAUUAGCCAUGUUAGCAACAACAGUGGCUGACAAACCAUGGAAGGAGGAUAUCUAAAACCAUGUGUCACUGACUGACCAGCUCAUUUUCAUUUAGAAAUACAGUUUAUGAAUGUAAAUCACUUUUGCUUAUAUGCUAUUUUAGGUUUACAACUCAAUAAUGAAAUAUUGAAUAUAGAAAGACAUACAGUCAAAAUAAUGAUUAGUCUAGUUCAAAAAUGGAUUACCUUAAGUCUUC
Molecule: messenger RNA, 2850 nt
Organism: Megalobrama amblycephala (Wuchang bream)
Lineage: Eukaryota; Metazoa; Chordata; Actinopteri; Cypriniformes; Xenocyprididae
Gene: nfil3-4
Product: nuclear factor, interleukin 3 regulated, member 4
Exons: 2
Coding region: 282-1067 (261 amino acids)
Biological process (GO): regulation of DNA-templated transcription; circadian rhythm
Cellular component (GO): nucleus
Molecular function (GO): DNA-binding transcription factor activity; DNA binding
Source: RefSeq, a predicted model, not a curated record